CUUUCAUUCAAAAUAUUUACCCGCGCUUUGCACUGUACAUAAGCGAUGGAUGGCGCAGACCCGGAUAAUAGUUCCUCGACACCUCUCCGGUCGAGACCGGCAGACGAGCCCGAAGAACACGAGGAUGGCGAAAUUGUGCUGCCAAAGCCAAAAGGACGAGGAUCGAAGCGGGCGGCGGACGCAGAUGCUCCUACCACAAGUCCGACUACCGUGCGUUCACGCAAGCGGCAAACGCUCACCCCGGUGGAUCCAGUCAAGGAUCCAGAGAAGGAAAGUGAUGAGUCGGGCUGUAACAAGGACAAGGAGAUCAAGCGCCUGCAGGCGGAACUCGCAGACCAGAAGAGCCAGAUGCAGAAUUUGGUCACCUUGGCCAAGAAAGGCCGACUGAUGUUGUGUCAAAGCCUCGUGGAGAUCGCCAAGAUGGAGCGAGACAAGGCGAGAACUCGCCUCUUUCAUGAGGGAGCUAGAGUGGGGAAGUACAGGGCCUCCCUGGCUUUUGGGCAAGCCGACAGCUGGGAGGGGGGCUCGGAGGCGGAGGCCAUUGAGCAGCUCAAGUCCAAGCUCCGCCAGGAGCGCGACUGCGUGGCCUCGGUACGGAAGUCCUUGAUCAAGGAGUCCAAAAACAAGAUUGUGGAGACGGAAGCCGAAGACGCUGCCACCGAUGAUCCCGAUGAUCUCUUGGAGAUGCGCGAGGUUUGCAACUAUCGGGCCGAGUACAUCAGGCGCGAGGAGUCGGCCAUCAAGGAGCGGGAAGUGCGGCUCAUGGCGGACCGAACCCUGUUUCAGAAGCAGCGGAUGCUGGUGAACGCCGAAGACCGCUCGCGGUUUAGACACUAUCCGAUCUUGAAGGACAGGUUUCAGCUCCUGAACAUGAUCGGCAAGGGAGGCUUCAGCGAAAUCUACAAAGCCUUCGACCUGGAUCAGAUGUGCAUGUGUGCCAUCAAGAUCAAUGAGAUCGAGGCGAAGAUGUCAGAGACGCAGCGAGCCGACUUGGUGCGCUGGGCCUUGCGAGAAUGUGAGAUCCAGAAGAGCCUGCAGAACCCUCGCAUUGUACAGCUUCGCGAAUGCUUCGCUUUAGACAGUCAUGCCUUCGUUAUCGUUCUGGAGCUCUGUGAAGGAGAAACGCUGGAUUUGCGCUUGAAGAUGCAAGGGCCGCUGCAAGAGAAAGAGGCCAAGACGAUCAUGGUGCAGAUCCUGAAUGGACUACGGUACCUGAACAUUUGCGGCCGGAAGAUCAUCCACUACGACAUUAAGCCCUCCAACGUGUUUUAUCAUGCCGGGCAGGUGAAGAUCGGGGACUUCGGCCUUUCAAAGAUGGCGGAUCACAGCCCGGAGGGGGUCAUCGAUUUGUCCACGAUGGGCGCGGGCACCUCCUGGUACCUGCCGCCCGAGUGCCACGAGACGGCAUCACCGACCAUCAACAGUAAAGUCGACGUCUGGAGCACUGGGGUGGUUUUCUAUGAGCUUCUAUUUAACCGCCGCCCUUUUGGAGAGGGACAGACACAGGAUGCGUUUCGACGGCAAACCGCGUGCGAAGGCACCUUUGAUUUGGUCAUUCCAACAUCGCCGAAGGUGUCGGUGGAGGCCAAGGAAUUCUUGCGUAAGCUGCUCACCAGAGAUCGGGAGCAGAGGCCAGAUGUGCUGGAGGCCUUAGCAGACCCGUACAUCCGGAAGUCUUGGCCUGACACGGCACAACGCAAGGGAAGGUAACUCAUGGCCAGCCCAAGCUACAUGCUUUUCCGCUUGGGACAGCCUAUGAGCUUCCCGGUUCCCCCCUCUUCUCUGGAAAAG
This is a messenger RNA of Effrenium voratum, 1791 nucleotides long. The record is from the annotation of a GenBank genome assembly. Lineage: Eukaryota; Dinophyceae; Suessiales; Symbiodiniaceae.